UCAAUUAACGCACAGCGCUCGCAACGGUUCUGGGUGUGAUGCGCUGGGUUUCUAUUCCAGCCUAGCAGCGUGUGUUGGUAUCAAGGGUUUAAUUGCGUUGAGAGCCGUGUUGUACGUUAGGCUGGGAGGGAUUCGGAAGACGGAGAAGCAUGUUGGUUCUUUUUGAAACGGCGGCGGGGUUUGCCCUGUUCAAGCUUUUGGAUGAGAAGAAACUCAAGUCAACAGAAAAUUUGUUUGAAGACUUUGAGACACCUGAAAAGGCUGGCAAAAUUGUUAAGCUGAAGCACUUCCAGAAGUUUGCUGACACCACUGAGGCACUGGCUGCCAUUACUGGUGUCAUUGAGGGCAAGAUGAGCAAGCCACUCAAGAAGCUCUUGAAGAAGGUGGACGUGCAGGAGGAACUUGCACUCUCAGAUGCCAAGCUUGGCAACCUGAUUAAGGAGAAGUUGGAUGUGCAGUGUGUGGCUUCAUCCAAGGUCAAUGAGCUGAUCCGGUGCAUCCGGUCUCAGGCAGACAGUCUGAUCACUGGGCUGUCGGCCAAGGACGCCACUGCCAUGCGUUUGGGACUCGCUCACAGCUUGUCGCGUUACAAGCUCAAGUUCUCGCCAGACAAGGUGGACACGAUGAUCGUACAGGCUGUUUGCCUGCUGGACGAGCUGGACAAAGAGCUCAACAACUACGUGAUGCGGUGCCGCGAGUGGUACGGCUGGCACUUCCCCGAGCUCAGCAAGAUCAUCACGGACAACAUCGCCUUCGUCAAGGCGGUCACCAAGAUGGGUAUGCGGACAAACGCACUGGAGACGGACUUCUCGGACAUUCUGCCCGAGGAGGUGGAGGCCAGCGUGCGGAAGGCGGCCGAGAUUUCCAUGGGCACUGAGAUCUCCGAGUCUGACAUCGAGAACAUCAGACAUCUGUGCGAGCAGAUUCUGGAGAUCACGGAGUACCGAGCUCAGUUGUCUGAAUACCUGAAGAACCGGAUGGCCGCGGUGGCCCCCAACCUCAGUGUGCUGGUCGGCGAUAUCGUAGGCGCCCGCCUAAUCUCGCACGCAGGCUCACUGAUGAAUCUGGCCAAGCACCCGGCCUCGACGGUGCAGAUACUGGGCGCCGAGAAGGCGCUGUUCCGCGCGCUCAAGACCAAACACGACACGCCCAAGUACGGCCUCAUCUACCACGCCCAGUUCGUCACGCACGCUAGCAGCAAGCUCAAGGGAAAAGCGUCCCGGAUGCUGGCCACCAAGGCGGCGCUGGCGUGCCGCGUGGACGCGCUCGGCGAGGACGCCAACGCCAACAGUGAGCUGGGCGUCGAGCACCGCGCCCGGCUGGAGGCGCGGCUGCGCGCGCUCGAGGAGGGCGGCAGCACACGCAUCUCCGGGUCCGGCCGCAAGGCGGCCAAGUUCGACUCGUACCAGAACACUAGCGAGAUCAGGCAGUACUCGGCGGCGGCCGACUCGACCAUUCCCAGCUCGGUCAAGCGCAAAAUGGCAGACGGCGAGGAAGGCUUCCCAAAGAGGCCAAAGUCCGAUUCUUCCGUGAAGACCGAACCAGAAGACAUGGACGGCUCUUAUGCCGAAGCUUCCAGUGAGAAGAAGAAAAAGAAAAAGAAGAAGCACAUGGAAGCUGGAGGCGACGCGGCCGCCUCGUCAGACACGCCCGUCAAAACCGAGGACAGCGACGAGGAUGCGGCCCCGAAGAAAAAGAAGAAGAAGCGCCUCUCUGAAGCGGCGGGCGACGCAUCUAUGAAUUUGACAGAAGAAGAGGUGGCCACCCCAUCUGAGGGCAAGAAGAAGAAGAAAAAGAAGAGCAAGAGUGAGUCGAAUGACGGAGAUAUGGCUGAUCUUGACACAACUCAGGAGAUGGAACCAGAAGUAAGCAGCGAGAAGAAGAAAAAGAAAAAGAAGGCCAAGUAGGCCAGAGGUAACACUCGAAUUAUCAGGCAGAUGCCGUUCCUCGAGUUUGUGAACAGUGGCUGUCGUGUUGAGGAACAUACGUGGCCUUUGGAUCCGUUUAUGACGUCAUCACUGAUCAGUCGGUGCGUUGGUUUGGGCAGGAAGCGGGCCGUGCUGCCAUUGUUCGAAAUGACGAGGUCAUCAGAAGUUGUGACUCAUGAUUUCUCGGCGAAAUAUACAUCGGUAUAGAG
Pollicipes pollicipes is the source of this 2137-nucleotide messenger RNA. It is a transcript of the gene nop5, whose product is annotated as nop5 ribonucleoprotein. NCBI's taxonomy places the organism in Eukaryota, Metazoa, Arthropoda, Thecostraca, Pollicipedomorpha, Pollicipedidae. Gene Ontology annotation, cellular component: small-subunit processome; box C/D methylation guide snoRNP complex. The record is from RefSeq and is a predicted model, not a curated record. The coding region runs from base 150 to 1907 and encodes 585 amino acids. Gene Ontology annotation, molecular function: snoRNA binding. The transcript is spliced from 10 exons.